Tyto alba (common barn owl) is the source of this 6569-nucleotide messenger RNA. It is a transcript of the gene MYO3A, whose product is annotated as myosin IIIA. The transcript is spliced from 36 exons. The record is from RefSeq and is a predicted model, not a curated record. The coding region runs from base 183 to 5234 and encodes 1683 amino acids. Gene Ontology annotation, biological process: protein phosphorylation. Lineage: Eukaryota; Metazoa; Chordata; Aves; Strigiformes; Tytonidae. Gene Ontology annotation, cellular component: myosin complex. Gene Ontology annotation, molecular function: protein kinase activity; ATP binding; cytoskeletal motor activity.
UCAUCCGCUGCUGACCCCGAGGCGGGACUGCGGCCGGGCCGGGGCCGGGGCCGGCCGGAGGAGGAGGAGGAGGGGGGCGGUGAAUCCCAGUCACGGCUGCCGGAGGUGGCGCGGCCCCAGCCCCCUCGGCGGGGCUGGCUCUGCAGGGAGCGGAGGUUUCGCUGCGGGAGCCAUCAUUGGAGAUGCUUCCGUUGACUGGAAAAACUAUAAUAUUUGAUAGCUUUCCUGAUCCUUCAGAUACCUGGGAAAUAACCGAGACUAUUGGCAAAGGAACAUAUGGAAAAGUUUUCAAGGUGUUAAAUAAGAAAAAUGGCAGCAAAGCAGCAGUCAAAAUCUUGGAUCCUGUUCAUGAUAUUGAUGAAGAAAUUGAAGCAGAGUACAACAUUUUGAAAGCUCUCUCUGAUCAUCCAAAUGUAGUAAAAUUCUACGGCAUGUACUAUAAGAAAGAUGUGAAAAAUGGAGACCAGCUUUGGCUAGUUCUUGAGCUGUGCAAUGGUGGAUCUGUGACUGAUCUUGUGAAAGGAUUUCUGAAGAGAGGCGAAAGGAUGAAUGAACUUAUAAUCGCUUACAUUUUACGUGAAGCUCUGAUGGGACUUCAGCAUUUGCAUGAAAACAAAACUAUCCACCGUGAUAUUAAGGGAAAUAAUAUCCUUUUGACCACUGAAGGAGGAGUCAAGCUUGUGGAUUUUGGUGUGUCUGCUCAGCUGACCAGCACACGUCUCCGUCGGAACACCUCCGUGGGCACCCCAUUCUGGAUGGCUCCUGAGGUGAUUGCCUGUGAGCAGCAGCUAGAUAGUUCCUAUGAUGCCAGAUGUGAUGCAUGGUCACUGGGUAUUACUGCAAUAGAGUUGGGAGAUGGAGAUCCACCCCUUGCUGAUUUGCACCCUAUGAGGGCACUCUUCAAAAUACCAAGGAAUCCUCCUCCAACGCUACAGCAGCCUGAACUGUGGUCACCUGAAUUCAAUGACUUCAUUAACAAGUGUUUGACUAAAGAUUAUGAGAAGCGUCCGACAGUAUCUCGUCUUUUGCAGCAUGAUUUUAUUAAGCAAAUCGAAGGAAAAGAAAACGUGCUACAAAGGCAACUCAUGGAAUUUAUUGAUGUUCAUCAACAAAUGGGAAUCACUGAAAAGGCAAGAUUUGAACGUAUUCAUACAAAGAAAGGGAACUACAGUAAGGUACUAGUUUCAAACCAGGAAGAGGUAGAUGAUUUAGCCACCUUGGAGGUACUGGAUGAGAAUACAGUAACAGAGCAGUUGCAGAAGGGUUAUGCCAAGGAUCAGAUCUACACAUAUGUUGGGGACAUUCUCAUCGCUGUCAAUCCAUUUCAGAACAUAGAUAUUUAUUCUUCACAGCAUUCCAAAUUGUAUAUUGGAGCCAAACGGACUGCCAACCCUCCUCAUAUUUUUGCUGUUGCUGACAUCGGUUAUCAGUCCAUGGUGACAUACAACUCUGAUCAGUGUAUCGUUAUUUCUGGAGAAAGUGGAGCUGGCAAAACACAAAGUGCCCAUCUUUUGGUUCAGCAGCUCACUGUCCUGGGCAAGGCUAAUAACAGGACUCUACAGGAGAAGAUCCUCCAGGUGAAUAACCUUGUAGAAGCAUUUGGGAAUGCAGGCACUAUCAUCAAUGAUAACUCAAGCAGAUUUGGAAAAUAUUUGGAAAUGAAAUUCACUUGUGGUGGCACUGUAGUAGGAGCUCAGAUUUCAGAGUAUCUCCUUGAAAAAUCCAGAGUUGUCCACCAGGCAGUAGGAGAGAAAAAUUUCCAUAUUUUUUAUUAUAUUUAUGCUGGUCUGGCGGAAAAGAAAAAACUGGCACAUUAUAAAUUGCCAGAAUAUAGACCUCCCAGAUACCUGCAAAAUGAUCAUUUCAGAAUAGUGCAAGAUUUCAUGAACAAUAGCUUUUAUAAGUCUCAAUUUGAGUUAAUUGAACAGUGCUUCAAAGUCAUAGGUUUUACACUGGAGGAACUUGGAAGUGUGUACAGUGUCCUGGCUGCCAUUUUAAAUGUGGGUAACAUUGAAUUUUCUGCAGUGGUAUCUGAACAUAUGAUUGACAAGAGCAACAUUUCCAAUCCAGUAGCCCUUGAGAAUUGUGCGUCCUUGCUGUGUAUUCAGGCAGAUGAACUGCAAGAGGCCCUCACCUCUCACUGUGUAGUGACUCGAGGAGAAACAAUUAUUCGUCCAAACACUGUGGAAAAAGCCACUGAUGUCAGAGAUGCCAUGGCCAAAGCACUUUAUGGGCGCCUCUUUAGCUGGAUAGUCAAUCGCAUCAACACUUUACUCAAACCUGACAAGCAUUUAAGUGGAAAUGAUGGUGGUUUGAACAUUGGAAUUCUUGAUAUCUUUGGCUUUGAGAAUUUCAAAAAAAAUUCUUUUGAACAACUUUGUAUCAACAUUGCCAAUGAACAAAUUCAGUUCUACUUCAAUCAACAUGUCUUUGCUUGGGAACAGAAUGAAUACCUAUAUGAAGGUGUUGAUGCAAGAGUUAUAGAAUACGAGGACAACAGGCCCCUCUUAGAUAUGUUCCUGCAGAAACCAAUGGGUUUAUUGUCCCUGCUGGAUGAGGAAAGUCAAUUCCCACAAGCAACAGAUCGGACACUUGUAGAAAAAUUUGAAGAUAAUUUGAAGUCAAAAUAUUUUUGGAGGCCCAAAAGGGUAGAUCUAACCUUUGGGAUUUACCAUUAUGCAGGAAAGGUUCUAUAUAAUGCAAGUGGAUUCCUAGCCAAAAAUAGAGAUACUCUUCCAGCUGAUAUUGUACUUCUACUGCGAUCAUCUGAAAACAAUCUGACACGACAGUUGGCAACCCAUCCUCUUACAAAAACAGGUAACCUGGCACACACUAAAAGCAAAACUACAAUCAGUUACCAAAUAUGGCCCCCCCAGAAAUCAGUCAGUCAUACAAAGCUGGAUAUCUUUGUGUUGUGCAAUUCAUAUUCCUUCCGUGAGAAUGAAGCAGGAGAUACAGGACAUCAUCCAAGAGAGACAACCAACAUGAAAACACAGACAGUUGCUUCUUAUUUUAGAUACUCUCUGAUGGAUUUGUUAUCCAAAAUGGUCGUCGGCCAGCCUCAUUUUGUCAGGUGCAUCAAGCCAAACAAUGACCGGCAGGCAAACAAGUUUGAUAAAGAAAAAGUGUUGGUUCAGCUGCGUUACACAGGAAUUCUGGAGACGGCAAAAAUUCGAAGACAGGGUUAUUCACACCGUAUACUGUUCGCUAACUUCAUAAAACGGUAUUACCUCAUCUGUUACAAGACAAAUGAUGAUCCUCCAGUCAGCCCAGAAACCUGUGCUGCCAUCUUGGAAAAAGCCCGCCUUGACAACUGGGUUCUUGGAAAAACAAAAGUAUUCCUCAAAUACUAUCACGUGGAACAGCUAAAUUUAAUGCGGAAGGAGACAGUCGACAUGAUUAUUUUGAUUCAAGCUUGUGUCAGAGGGUGGCUGUGUUCAAGGAGAUACAAAAAGAUAAAGGAACAAAGGGAACAAAGUGCUAUUAAAAUACAGUCAGCUUACAGGGGUUUUGUUGCUCGUAAAGAAUACAGAAAUGCAAAACGUAAUAAAAAAGUGGAAGAAUAUAUUACUAGACUUCAAGCAAUUGCCAGAGGAUACUUACUCAGGAAGAAGAGAAAAGAACUAACUGAAACAAGAAACAAAGCAGCAAUAACAGUUCAGUCUCACUACAGGGGAUAUAAGGAGAGGAAGACCUUUGAAAUGAGGAGGGAAUCACUUAGCAAGAAACAAACUGAAAGUGCAGCAUCCAUUAGCGAAGAGGAAAAGGAUGAAGAACUUCAAGAGAAUGAGGAAAGUCCAGCUGGAGCGAAGAGUGCCCUUCCUAAAACGGAAGAAGAAGCAGCUGUCAUUGUUCAGAGCAAUUACAGAGGCUACAGAGUCCGUAAAAAAAUAAAGGAACAGUGCAAAAACAUAGCAGAGGAAGAAUUAUCUGCUGUGGAAUUCCUUGAAGCACAACUGCAGCCAGCUCAAAAUGAUACACUGGAAGAAGCAGCAGACGAGGAGACUCAAGACGAAGCUGAUGCUGUUACUGACAGCGAGUGCUCUGGGUACAGUGACACAGGGAAUGUACAGGAGCAACAGAAAACAUCUACUGAAGGAGCGAGAGCUUCCGUGAAGCAGAACCGUGCAAGAAAACACGUUGGUGAAGGUGAAGAACAGGCCUCUUUGGAAGAGUUGUCCAGCAAAUCUUCUGUCAAAAUCACAGCUGAACCUAGUCCCAAGCGAGAGCGAAAUAAUCGAGACAGACUCAGUGCGGAUGAGCAAAAUCAAGAAUCUGCUGUGGUCCAGCCCAGGACUGACAGGGAUGUGGAAAGAAACCAUCUGAAACAUGAAGCAGUGAGGCCUACGGGAUGUAAAGGAAUUAUAAGAAAAGAGUCACUAAGAGACUCAUGGAAACAAGUUGUGGCAGAAAAAGAAGAUUCAGAAGACGAAGAGAAGGCAGCAGUGGUUAUUCAGAGCAGUUAUCGGGAUUACAGAAGGAGGGGACAACUCAGAAAAGAAGGGAAACUACCUUGCAAAUGUCAAGAGAAAACUAUAAAGGAGCCAACAGAAGCAGUAUGCAUGCAAAAUAAUGAUCCCCAAACAAUAAAAGAUCAGGAAAGCACAGGUACAGAGGCUGAAGACUCAAAGACAUUGAAGGGACACUCGGAGAAAGAGGCUUGUGAUUUGGCAGCCUUUUCGCAGCAGAUAUCAAAAUUAUCUGAAGACUACUUAGCAUUGCAGCAAAAAUUGAAUGAAAUGAUACUGUCACAUCAGCUGAGACCUGUCAUGCUGUCCAAAGAUAAGCAAGCUAAUGGCCAACUUCCUUCUCAUGUUUGUCAGUCAGUUGCAGCCAAAGUAGAAGAUUCUCACCCAAUGAAGAGACCCCCAAGGAGGCCACGGAAGCCCAAGACAUUAAAUAAUCCAGAAGACUCCAGCUACUACACUCUAAUACAUAAAUCAAUACAAGACGAAAAACGGAAACCAAGAAAAGAAAGUCUGAGCAAAGUGCUAGAUUUAGAUAUCUACUACCAUGGAAUUUCGUCUACUGAUUCCACCUCAAGGGACAGCAGUUCUACCACAAGAAAGAAGAGACACCCAGCUGAGCGCAGGACUUCAAUUUUAAGAGCUACUGAGCGGUCGAGGGUUGCAGAAAGCCCCCUGGAAGAGAGUAAAACCGAAGAUAAUCCCUAUGACUACAGACGACUGCUGCGGAAGACCUCACAGCGCCGGCGCCUUAUCCAGCAGUUCUAGCUGCUGCUGCUGUUCCCGCUGCCAUUUGGCUUUUAUUAGCAUAAUCUUUUUUAUCAUUUUAUACCAUGUGCUUCCUUUUUUUUUUUUUUUUUAAUCUCCAAUGUUUCAAGUUUACAACGUGUGUGUUUAUGUGAAUAUGAAUUACCGUGGUUUACAGCCCAACACCCUUGCAAAGGGACACUGUCAGUCACAUAUAUACUUCAAAAAAACCUGAUAGGAAAAUCAGCUUUCUUGGAUACCACUGCUACAUCUUAAAAUUAUUAGACAUUAAGCAGCUUAAAUCUAGUUUACUUAAUGCAUAUUUCUUUCUUUUUUGCAUUUCAUCAGUCUCAUCAAAUUAAAAUAAUCAUUUAGUUUAUAGUUCCCUAGUUAAGCUUUCAAAUUCCCAUAUGCAUCUUAAGAAAACCUUAGUUAUUGUUUCUAAUUGUUUUACAGGAAAAAAAGAAAAAAUUACAAGAACACCAUAGGGCAAUUUCUGCUCAUUUUAGGUUUACAAUGCCUAAAUUUUGGGAUGAACUAUUUGUGGCAAGUGUCCCUCUAAUGAAAACAAACAUAAAUGAUUAAUUAGAUAGCAUACUAUGCAGUUUAUUUCAUUAUUGACUUUACUGUAAAGCUAGUGGCCAGUUUUAAAGGUCAAUAAUGUGUAUAUAAUCUUUAUGUUGGAGAUGUCCAUUUAUGGGAAGUAUAUCCAGCCCUCUCCUCUGCCUCUGAGCUUUGUGACUAAGUGAUGAACUUUUACAUUGUGUUUGUUUUGCUCUCCUUUGCAUUAGAUUUUUAGGAAUCUUAAUCUAUGGGAUGCCAAGUAAGGAAUAGCAAUAUGCUUUCUGUUUGAUUGCGGUCUAAAUGGUAAUGAUCAUUCUUAACCAGUUUCACUAUAAAUUAAGUGGAAAUAAGAGCAAUAGCGACCAUGUUCAAAUUUUCCUCAGAUCCCUUGUUCAAAAGACCUUAUUUCACAGAAACCACACAGAUAAUUGCUGCAUUUCCUUUCAGGAUUCAUAAUUACAUGUUCGCAGCUGCAAAGCAAGAGAAGGCAAAUUUCAUGAUGGCAGUAUAAAAGCCUGAUCCUGCUCCCUUGCUUAGCUCUCCUAAACACUAUGACUGGCAGCAGCAGCAAGCCACAGGAAUUGGGGUUUUGGCUGUUCCCCCCACACACUUGGCCUCUUCCCCAGAGACAGUUAACCAUUGCUUCCUGAUCUUUAACUAGUUAUAAGGCUGUGCACCAAAUUCAGAUUUGCUGCAAUGUAAAAUCCACAAUAUACUAUUUAAAUUUUGAAGUCUGUUUUAAAGUUUCUUUCUCGUGUAUUAUUAAAAUGGUAAAUAAAAACGCACAAGGCA